AGCUCCUCCAAUAUGAGAGAGACAGAGGGGAGGGAGAAGGGAGAGAAACAGCCGCCUUCAAAAAUGGCGUCUUCGAGGGAAAAUGACUAAUAUUAUGAAAAAGGAGGCCUCGAGCUCGACGCUCAAGCGGUGUUUGCGUGUAGUGUACGUUUUGGAAAUCGUUCGGUCUUACGCGAGCUUAAACGCGUGAGGGGAAACAAACGAGCUCGACUGAAAAUACAGCAGAAACACCAUCUUAUUUUGAUGCGUCGACAGGGCUAGCGCGCGCUGCUAGCUCGCAACAACAUUGAUUGUUGGUGGAUUUUCAACAUUGCGUUUGAUAUUCGUUCGCAAAAUCAUUGCAUGCGUAAUGUAGAAGUUGUUUAACGGCCGACGGCCCUUGCUCGGUCGAUGCAUAUUUCAUACAAGUAAAGUAAGUGGAGAAAGGGGAGGAGAAACAAGGGAAAGGACGUAUACGGUCAUACGCGUCCAUCCGAAAAUUUGACGGUAACCAGGUCAAACCGAAUUAUUCGCAGGAGCAUGGCAUUACUUGAUGCGAUUUUAAAUGAGAAAAGGCUGAAAAGGAGGUGAGUUAUUUCUUUGGAGGUGGUCGGUGAACACCCCCUCUAUCACGCACUCAUCUCCUCCCCUCCAUUUCCCUCUCCCUUUUCAAUAUGCUAUUUUUCACUCUUAUGGACUUAGUCGUCUCUCACCAUGAUUAAAAACUGACAACAGGACCGCGAUCUUGCUGUGCAAAAGAAUAGUUUUGCACCGAAACCGUUUGCUCGCGUCCCAGCCGCGCGUAUUGCGAAGCGAUGGAUAGAAAUUACCCGGGAGCUGGCUUCGGUGAUUUGGGCGCAGGAGCCGGAUGGAGCUACGAGAGAUCAGCCAAAGCAAGCUUGGUGUACGGCAGCUCUAGAUCAUCACAUCCGGAGUCUGAACUUCUUCAUCGCCAAGCCUAUGCCACUCCCCAUCCCCUGCAGGGUUAUGCUACCAAUCACCAUCCUGGAGGAUCUGGCCAGGGUGGGGCUUGGGGUGCAGCUGGAAGGAGCCUGGGUCUGUCUGGACUUUUUGAUGCUGGGCUGCACCACGCAAGUCCUUCAGGCCCAGAUCCAUCGGUUAUGAACCUUAUAUCUGCCCUAGAAUCCCGGGGUCCACAGCCACCUCCUUCUGCCUCGUCGCUCCUAUCUCAGUUUCGCACUCCAUCAUGGCAGACUGCCAUGCACACACCUGCCCCCGCAGAGCUGUUCAUCUCUGGUGCCCUUCCUGGAUCUGGAUCCUUUCCAUCCUCUUCUGCUUUGUCUGCCUAUCAGCACCCAGCAUCAUUCUCAGGGAGGUCUUUUCCUGGUGUGACCUCCUCACUGUCCUUACAGGACACACCCACUUUCAGCCCUACCUCCAAUGGCCUCCUGUCACCCCAUGAUCCCCUGCUCCACAUCAAGACGCCUUCUCAGUCAAGCCUGGGAUUUGAUCGCCUGUUGUCAUCACAGGGUGCAGCUGCAGCUUACCGUGGAAGUCAUGAUCCAACUGGGGCUGGAGUCACAUCUGCUCAAGCUUCGUCUGCAGCAUCAGUUUCUGCCCGCCAUAUACCAUCUCAUCAGUUUAAUUUGUUGUCCUCCCAGCUUCAAGAUCAGUCCUCCCAGCUGUACAGUGCCUCUGUAUUUUCCUCCACCCCUGCACCACCUCAGCCAACAUCCCAAGAGCGGACAGUACCAAGACAGGACAGUGUAAUAAAACACUACCAGCGUCCCUCUCCAGCACAAGCCCCCUCAUCCACACCUCACCCUCUCCAGCACUACCUUAGCUGUGGGGUGUCCGGAUAUCAACAAGCCACUCACACUCGCCAUGCUGGUCUCUCUUGCAGUCCUCUAGGUGAACACAGUCCCUCCUCAGACCAUAAACCCUCACCUAGGACUGAGCAGUACAGACCGAUAACACAGCCAUCCUAUGGGUCCUCCUCAUCCUCAUCCACUGGAGGGGCAGGAAAGGGGACAAAGAGCAGUUCCAGUAGUGGUUACUCAUCCUCUGGAUCUGCAUCCUCUUCCAGAACCCCUCACACACCACCCUCUGCCUCUUCUGCUUCAUCCUCAUCAUCAUCGUCUUCAUCUUCCUCUGCAUCUGCAAGUGCUCGUCAGUCUAAUUCCAUUCCAACCUCCACUUCUGCCUCUGCAUCUUCUCGCCAACAGCCACCAACACAGUCUGUACCCCCACCACCACAGUCACAUUCCCAGCCCCCACAAAGCUCCACUAAUUCCUCCCAGCAAACCCUUCCCAAGUCGUGCCUCUCUGGUUAUGGAUCCCCAGUGGCUCCAGUUAAGUCAUCAGGUGGUCUAACAGGCCAGACGCCUCCUCAACCACAACCGCAAUCUUUCUCUCCAAGUCAACCUCCAUCACACCUUUCCCAGUCAUAUGGGGGAUUCAGUUCUCCACAGGCUCAUGAUCUGCCUUCAGCUAGGACCUCUGGAGUUGCUAAAGGGUAUGGGAAUAUGGGAAGUCAGUCAUUUUCAACAGAAUCAGUAUAUGGAUCAGAUUCAGGUUAUGGGUCUCUGCCACCAUCCUUAGGAGGGGCUGGAAGUCCAUCAAUGGGUUAUGGUGCAUCAGGACACUCUCCUGCCCUUCUCAGGUCAGGUGCAAGUGGUGGAACAACUGGUGGUAGUAGUAGUGGGGGCAGUACAGGAACUGGAGGCAACAGCAGUGUGGGAGGUGGAGGAGGUGGUGGAUCUUACCACAUGCCUGAUUCCAGUCCUUCUCCAUCUGGCAAUUCAGGAAUCAUUCGCCCUGGUCUACAUUCUCCAGCACCUUCACGACCUGCUCAGUCACCUGUUGGAACAGGAUCCAACAAAUAUCUGUCCUCUGUUCUCUCACCUUCAUUUCUGCCUUCUCCACAAGGCUACCCAGACACAAGAGGACCUAGAUCACAACCUUACCACUCUUCUGCUCCUCCCAAAACAAAGACUGAUAACAGCAUACUUGGUGUAACAGAGUCUAGGCCUCAAGGGGAUGAUGAUGUUGAUGAUGAUUUCCUCAUUCAACACCUUCUUCAAGCCCAGAGUCCUGCUCCUCAAGUAUCCCAUCACCAUCCUGCUCAAACCCAUCAUCCUUCCCAGCCCACCCAGCAGACUCCAGGCCUUCCAGCUCAGGAUGGAAAUAAGGGGCUUGCUUAUGAGAUGAGCAAAAGCUCAGAAGAGAGGUACCACCUUCAGAGUGUUAUUCGAACCCAUAGUGCAACCUCUAAUGCUGCCGUCUCUGGCACAGGGAGUGGAGCUGGACUGGACAGUCAAUUGGAGAUGUCCCUAAAAAAACAGCAGCAGCAACACCAACAACAACAGCAACAACAUCAGCAGCAGCAACAGCAGCAUAAACAGCAACAUCAACAACAAUCACAGCAGAAGAGCAACAGAACUGUAAGCGAUGGAGGACGAGGAAGUUCAGAGCAAACACAUUCUCAUCCUCAUCAUCAUCACGAUUCUCUGGGAUCAGUAGUGCAUUAUGGGCGUGGUGACCCAUAUUCCCAACACUCCAUUCCUCAACACUCCACCUCCCACCAUCAACACACUCCACACACACCCACGCACUCACAUCUACACUCUCACCCACACAUGGAUAUUCAGAAAAAGACUCAAGAUUCAGGAGAUAUGGCUUACAUGCGUAAGACACCUGAUGUGCAGCAACAUCACCAUCAGCAUCAACAAACGCAUCAACAGCAAACUCAGCAUCAUCAGACUCAUCCCCAACAACAUCAACAACAACCGCAGCAACAACAGCACCACUCUCAGUCACAGUCACUUAUGGACUCUCCCACUGACCAGUCUCGCCAAUCUUCUCAUUUGCUGCAGUCUGUGCUUUCCCAUACCCGCAGCAAAAUAGACCCUCAGCAACAGCAGCAUUCUGUAAGCCAGCAGUCUCUUAUGGAAGCUACUGGGGGAGUUGUGUCUGCAGAGACCCAUUCCCAGCCCCAGACAUCACAACUCCAACUUCAGCUUCAGUCUCAAGCCUUGGAAGCAGCUGGUCACUAUGGUCAUAGUUCCCAGCAGCAAGACCAGAGCCGCCCUAAGUCUAACACCGUGUCUUCACUUGACAUGCUGGAGCAUUCCCUCUCUCGGACAUCAAGCCAAGAGGGUGCAAUGGUUGAUGAGAGGACAGGAGGUGAAGGAAACCGGGGGAAUUCUGGAGCAGCAGCAGCAGGAAGUGUAGAAAGGCGCCAGUCACAGGAACAACAAAGACUUUCGUCUCACCACCAAUCACAGCACCAUGCCUCUGAGUUACACCCGUAUCUUCCUGAGCCAGACAUGAGUUUAUCAACAACUUCUCAUGGACACCACCUAUCGCACCAUCACCACCAACAGCAGCAAACUUCACAAGGUCCUCAACAUCCUAACUCCCACCAUCAACAUCCUCUCCCCUCACACCCUAAUCAGCAGAGUCAUCAUCAUCUUCCUCCACAAGCCUCCUCUGCAGCUUCUCAGCAACAAGAGCAAUCUCAUCCCUCUCAUGACUCCCAGAUUCCUCAAGCUCCACUUGACCAGCAUCAAGGAGAGCCCCACUUUGACACCAGAAAUCCAGCAGUAAAAUCAAACCAAAAUCAAAGCCAACAGAGCCAGAGGUUUGUUCCUUUAACAUCCAUUUGCUUUCCUGAUUCUCUUCUCCCAGAUGAGGACCGUUCAUUCUUUCCUGGAAUGGAGGAUAUGUUCUGCCCAGAGGACUACAAAUCCACUUGCUCAGGAGGUCCAGGGCAGGGUCAAGAUGGAGUUGCAUCUGGUCAAACAGUGCAGGAGGGAAUGGAAGGAAUUAAAACAACACCUGGAGGGGGAGACAAUACAGGUCCAAGUUAUGAUAUGCUGGGCCAUCACAGUGACCAGGGCUAUGGGCAGUAUUGCCAUGAUCUUUCAGAACCUGACAAUGGAACCAUGCAUUUGGAUCUUGACUCCUUGAAGACUCAUGAGCUCCCAUCAACAGUCAACACAGAGCAGCUUGGAUUGAUCCAAUCUCAACCAGCCAGUCUUGGAAUGGGUACAACUGGAACUGUUGGGGAAGGAUCUGGUGCCAAAAUAGGAGGUACUGGGGGAUCUGGGUCUGGAUCCGGGGGUCUUACCUCUCCAAUCUUUUGUUCCUCUCGCCCAAAGAAGCUCCUGAAGUCCAGUUCCUUCCAUCUGCUGAAGGAAAGACCUGAUCCUAACUCCUUGCCCAAGAAAAGCUAUGCACAGGAGUAUGAAUUUGAGGAUGAUGAGGAUAAGGCUGAUGUCCCGGCUGAUAUUCGCCUCAACAGCCGAAGCCGACUUCCUGAUCUGAUACCAGACCUUGUGUCGAGUUGUCGCAAAUCAAGUGGAGUGGGAGGGGGAACUUUAAGCCCUUUAAUGGGUGAUCUAGAUUUUGGAUACCCAUCCCUUGGUCCCCCUCCUCAGCUAUUGCCACAGGAUGGACCGAAGAAACGAGGCAGGAAGCCCACAAAGCCUAAACGAGAAGGACCUCCAAGGCCACGUGGGCGACCACGUAUACGCCCAUUGCCAGAACCCAGGGCUAUGAUGGGAGAGUAUGGAACAGGAUUUGUUCCUGAAAGAGGUAGAGGCAGAGGAAGAGGCAGAGGCCGAGGUAGACGGGAUGAAUCUAUGAUGGACAUGGAGAUAGCCAAUAAAGAUCCAAAUCAGAUGUAUCAGCAGCACAUGCAGCAGCAAAUGCAUCACCAAUCACAGCAGCAGCCACAGCACCAGGAGCCAAUCAAACCCAUCAAGAUUAAACUUCCUGUUGGAACCUUGUCAUCAUCUGAUGCCUUGUUACGGACAGACUCCUUGUCAGGCACUGACCCGGCUCUCUCAGAUGGUUCCCUAGGUUCUGCACCAUCUUUGGGAUUGAGCCCUGGGACACCUGGAAUGCCUGACAUGAACAGACCUCAAGAUAAGAAGUCAAAAUCCCAAGAGAUGGAAGAGAAAGAGUCAGAGAAGACUGGCUUUGUUGCCUCAUUUCUGGAUUUUCUUAAGUCUGGAAAAAGGCCAUCAGGAAUGUCAACGGGCUCAGUGGACAGUGCUGGAAAUGAAGAUGCAUCUCCUGGGAAAAGUGGAGGCAUUCGCCCGUUAUCCCCUCAACCACCACCCCCACCUGCUGCGGCAGCUGUAUCUGGAUAUGGAGAUGGUGAAAGUGAUGGAGGACUGUCUUUGGGUGGCUGUCCUAGCCCAUGCAAGCGAUUGGAUGAAGAGCUCAAAAGAAAUCUUGAGACUUUGCCCUCAUUCUCAUCCGACGAAGAGGACUCUGUUGGGAAAAACCAGGACCUGCAAAAGAGCAUCUCCUCAGCAAUCUCUGCCCUUUAUGAUACUCCUCAAAUUACCUCCACAAUGCAGCCUCCAUCACUUCCACCACCACCUCCUCCACCUGCUCCCGAACCAUUGACACCAACACAGCAGCCACCACCCCUCAGCCCUGAACCACCAAUGCAUCAACACCAACCCUCACAUUCCCAUAGCCACUCUAUUGAGCCUGUAAGAAUACAACGGGAAGAGGAGGAAGAAGAAAUGGAUGACAAAGAAAAGGAUGACAUAGACGAGGUAGAGAAAGAAGACAAGGAGGAUAAAGUCCCAGAUAUGGAGCUUCUGUCUGUCUCCAAAGUUGGAGACUCACCUAAAGAAGCCGUGGAAUCCCAAGCUCUGACUUCACUCCCUGCAGUUUCUUCUCCUGCUCCCUCCUCUGCCUCUUCGGCAUCACCGCUUCCUCCACUCCCCCUUCCAUCUCCUGUCCCGCCACAGGAGGACAAUCCUUCUCCUUCUCAGAAAUCACCACCACAACAGUCUUCACCUCCACGUAGUCCUGUGGCUCCAUCUGUGCCUGUCCCAUCUCCUCUACCUCCUCCUCAUGCAGAACCUCACCUUUCCUCCAACCCACCUUCACCUAGUCCACCUCCGGUCCAGGAGUCAGUUCCAGAGCCUGAAUCCCCAGAAGAGCGUCCUGCACCUCAAAUUCUACCAUUGCACUUGGCACAGAAACAAAGCAGUGCUGCUAUUGUUGGAGAGACUGAUGAGGAUGAGAGUGAGAGUGGAGGCGAAGGCAUUUUCAGAGAGAGGGACGAGUUUGUGGUACGGAUUGAGGACAUCAGGAGUUUGAAGAUGGCCCUUCGGACUGGACGAGAGCCCCCUCCCAUUUGGCGUGUACAGAAAGCUCUGCUGCAGAAGUUUUCCCCUGAGAUUAAGGAUGGGCAAAGACAGUUUUGUGCAACUAGCAAUUAUCUGGGUUACUUUGGAGAUGCUAAAAAGCGCUACCAGCGGCUCUAUGUGAAGUUUCUGGAAAACAUAAACAAAAAAGACUACGUAAGGGUGUGUUCCCGAAAGCCCUGGCACAGACCAAGUCUCAACCUGAGAAGACAGUCUCAACCGGUCCCGAAAUUAACUCCACCUCCCAACAACCAGAUUCCCUUAGAGAAGGCUGAGAAAGACAGAGAGAAGAUUAGAGAGCCGCGUGAAACCAGAGAGAGGAACAACAUUCGGCUGAGAGAGCAGCGGGACAAAGAGAAGGUGCUCAGGACCAGGGAGAAGGAGGACAAGAAGGAGAAGGAGGACAAAAAGGAAAAGGAGGACAAGAAGGAGGAAAAGAAGGAGAAGAAAGCUCUGGCUCCUCCUCCUCCUCCGCCGCCGCCACCUCAGAAACCUGAGAAACGGCCAGUGGUGAGCGAACGAGGGAGGCUGAAGGAGGAGAAGAAGAGCAGCGCACAGGAGAAGAAGAGCGAGCGCUCGGCCAAACCUCAGCCAGCAAAGGUAAAGGCAGAACCUCCGCCCAAGAAGCGCAGGAAGUGGCUGAAGGAAGUGCCCUCGUCAUCAGAGUCGGACUCUUCAGCAAGCGAGGAUGAAACAGUGUCAGUAAAGGCUGGCCUGAACACGCGAGCGAUGCGCGAGAUGUACCGCAGCUAUGUGGAGAUGCUGGUCAGUACGGCGCUCGACCCGGACAUGAUUCAGGCUCUGGAGGACACAGAAGAUGAGUUGUAUCUUCCUCCAAUGCGCAAGAUCGACAGCAUUAUCAGCGAGCAGAAGAGGAAGCUGUUGAAGAGAGUCAACAUGAACUCCCAGCACCAGGAGACUCUUCACACGUUCCCUCAGAUAACAGCGGAGCCUCUGGACUCGGGGUUGGUGAGGGUCAGGCUGGGAGGAGAAUGCUACAACCGCAAAACUCUGAACCGCAUUAAAAAGAGUGUUCCCAAACCACAGGACCUCAAGCUGUCAACAGAAAUGUGUCGAAUCUACAGUCUCUACCAUUCACUGCAUCACUAUAAAUACCACACCUUCUUACACUGUAAGAAAGAGACGAACACUAUAGAGCAGGCAUCAGAAGAUCCAGGACAGGAGGAAGUGGUUCAGCAGUGCAUGGCCAAUCAGAACUGGCUGGAGACGCUCUUCAACUCCUUCCUGGAGCUGAUGGCCCUCAGCACCAAAGUGUAGGACAGACCCAAAAACCAGAGACGGGAGUGUUGAGGAUUGGAGACGGCCUCAAUCUGCAAAGCGCUUGGAUUUAUUGUCGCCUAGCUCCCCUGUCCUCCUCCUGGGAUUUACAGAAACGUUUUCUUUCAAACGGCUCUCAUACAGGACCGGCGAUGAUGAGAUUAUUAACUCCCUCCGAGGCCGUUCAUCCCUGCACACGGACGUGACCGAACCGAGAUGGCCUAAGACGGGCCCGAAGGAAACGGUACACAGAGCCAUGGAGGAUUAUACUGUGUGGAGUCUUUAUACUUCUGAGCGGACUGACGGAUUCAUUGUGGGAAAUUACUGACAGGAGGAGUCGACGCUAGCAGAGGAGAAGUCUGUUACUGAAUUUUACACCAGUAAUUUUUUAAGCAGUUUUAUUCUGGCUUUUUUUCUGAAUCGAGAGCGAGAGCGAGUGAAGGUUCUGUUUUAUAAACGAGUGCGGACCGGAAAUGCUGACGUGGGAAGAUGCGUGCAAAGACAUGUGUGAUGACAUUCAACGCUUUAGUCUACACGCGUGAAACAAGUGUGAGCUAAAGUAAUACAUUUUUAUUAUUUAUAAAGACGUUUUUAACAGGAAUUCGCACAUACAGUACAAACCCAGUAAUGCUUCGUAACGGUUCUAAUAAUGCUAUAAAUGGAUGCCACAUUCUGAGCUGUCUUCCUUUUUGCUCUUGAAAGGUGAGGUGGUUGGAGACACAAUGGGAAAUGUAUUAUCUGCUUUUAUCUGUUACGGAAAAGAGAAAGGCAAGGCAGAGUAGAACAAACUAUUUCAAGCUACGCAAGCGGUAUUGUUAUUAUUGCAGUGCAUUCUACAGCAGGAGAAAAAAAACAUUGCGUGGAAGUGAAAGUGAGAGCAAAGCGUCUGGUUCCCAUUAGGGAGGGAUUAUGUAUUAGUACUAUUUAAAAUGGAAAUUUGUUUUUAUUUGUUUGUCUUUUGUCUGUAUUCUGAGUAUUAUUUUGGAACAAUCUAAUACUGUGCUUCUUUCAAAAGUAAAGCCUUUGUGUAAAUAUUGUACAGCUCUUGACAACAAAAAUCUCCCGGUUCUUCUGUACAUGGACUAUCCCUGUAUUUGACAAACAAAUAAAACCGUCAACAACUA
Molecule: messenger RNA, 9517 nt
Organism: Danio rerio (zebrafish)
Lineage: Eukaryota; Metazoa; Chordata; Actinopteri; Cypriniformes; Danionidae
Source: RefSeq, a predicted model, not a curated record